Molecule: messenger RNA, 675 nt
Organism: Cylicostephanus goldi
Lineage: Eukaryota; Metazoa; Nematoda; Chromadorea; Rhabditida; Strongylidae
Source: the annotation of a GenBank genome assembly
CCAACAAUGGUACUCCUGGGCACUCAACGGGACAAGAAGAAGAAAUUCAAGGGGAAGAAGAAGGUGAAGAACCUCUUGGAGAAGAAAGCUAAAGGAUUGAAACUGAAUCAAGUUGACAGGAAACGAUUAGGAAAGCUCGAGGAAAAGCAGAAGUUCAAAACUCAGCUUCAUGACAGCGUAAAAGCUGAGCUAAGAAAAUUGCAAGAGAAUGAGCAAGAGAAUGACGACGAAAUUGUUUCCGUUAACCCUUCAACUCCUGGUCAAUCUAUCGAGAAGAAGGCGAGCAAAAGGGUAUCCUUUAGCGGAAUGGAGAAGGUGAAAGUUUUUGAUAAAAAUGUCAAAGACCUAGUCAUAAAACCGUCAUCUGCCUCUCCUGGUAAAGGUAUCCUCCGCGCUAAAAACUCGAAAGUGCUAACCAAGAAAAAGGCGAGUAAACCCAAUGGGGCUAGCUCACCAUCGCCGAAAAAGGCCAGAGUGGACGAGAAAAUGGAUAUAGAAAAUGUGGAGACGAAGGAUGUAGAAAAGCCCAUAGUGGCAAAGAAGAAGAUAAAGAUACAGGUCCCUGUUCAACUUGAUCACUUUUGUUUCGUUCUUCCUGGUUUUCCUUACCUCUAUACCGCGCUUCACUUUUUUGGUUACGAAGAAGGUCAAGGAGCAGUUGUUGACAAUGGAUAG